UCUUUCUGCAGCCGACCAGUUGCAAGUAUGUCUCACGUUGUAAAAAAGAGAAAAUUGGACAAAAGUCGACAAGACAGAAUCUACUUUGACAGCUACACCGAUGUGACGAUACAUGAGGAGAUGAUAGCGGACCAUGUGCGAAUGAACACGUACCGGACGGCCAUUCUAAAGUGCAGUGAGUGGAUCCGUGACAAAGUGGUGCUGGAUGUCGGAGCAGGAACCGGCGUCCUGAGCAUCUUUUGUGUGCAAGCCGGGGCCCGGAAAGUGUACGCGGUGGAAGCGUGCUCGAUCGCCGAGCAGGCGGAGAACAUCAUCAAGCAGAACCAGAUGGACGACAAGAUCGAAGUGAUUCGCGGCACCGUGGAGACGGUGGAGCUGCCGGAGGAGGUGGACGUGAUCGUGAGCGAGUGGAUGGGCUACGCGCUGCUGCACGAGUCCAUGCUCGACUCGGUCCUGUACGCUCGGGACAAGUGGCUGACGAAGCCGGGCGGGAUCGUCCUGCCGGACCGGGCGGAACUUUACAUCACGCCCAUCAUGGAGCCCGUGGUGGAGAACCGCUUGCACUUCUGGUGCACCAUCAAAGACCAGUACGGCGUGGACAUGUCGUGCAUGUCUGAGUUUGCCCGAAAGUGCAUCAAGAACUCGGACAUCACGGUGAACACGGUGACUGUGGAGGAUGUGUUGUCUCAUCCCGUGAGAUUUGCCGAGCUGGAUCUGACCACUGUGACGGUGGAGCAGUUGAGGUCAUUGAAAGGUCACUUCAGAUGCGACUCCUUUGGCUCUGCGGUGGUGAACGCCUUCUGUGUGUACUUCGACGUGUCCUUCUCCUGCCCGGAAAAACCGGUGGUGCUCUCCACGUCCCCGUUCCAACCGGAGACCCACUGGAAACAAGCGGUGCUGUACCUGGAUGAGCCGGUGGAAGUGAUCCAAGACACUGCGGUCAGUGGGGAGGUCAGCUUGUUUCCCUCGGAGCACAGUGCCAGACAUCUGUGUAUCCAUUUGGAGUAUAGGAUCGGAGAGGUGAAACAAGAAUCCAAGACUUUUUCCAUACCUGACUGGACCUCUGAGGAUCAGCUUUGAUGUCCUGCAUUUGAAGGCAUCACUGUACGACAUAGUUACCAGCGAUCAGUAUUGCUGUAAAGUAAUAAGACAGUAACAAGCCACGUCCUACUAUUUUAUGUAAAUAUAGUUUGACAGUUUAGUUUGCUUAAACUCAAUAAACA
This is a messenger RNA of Synchiropus splendidus (mandarinfish), 1223 nucleotides long. It is a transcript of the gene prmt6, whose product is annotated as protein arginine methyltransferase 6. The coding region runs from base 28 to 1080 and encodes 350 amino acids. The record is from RefSeq and is a predicted model, not a curated record. Gene Ontology annotation, biological process: peptidyl-arginine methylation. NCBI's taxonomy places the organism in Eukaryota, Metazoa, Chordata, Actinopteri, Syngnathiformes, Callionymidae. Gene Ontology annotation, molecular function: protein-arginine N-methyltransferase activity. The transcript has a single exon.